Molecule: messenger RNA, 4544 nt
Organism: Gigantopelta aegis
Lineage: Eukaryota; Metazoa; Mollusca; Gastropoda; Neomphalida; Peltospiridae
Product: adenosine deaminase-like
Exons: 8
Coding region: 58-1125 (355 amino acids)
Biological process (GO): negative regulation of adenosine receptor signaling pathway; hypoxanthine salvage; inosine biosynthetic process
Cellular component (GO): cytosol; external side of plasma membrane
Molecular function (GO): adenosine deaminase activity
Source: RefSeq, a predicted model, not a curated record
UAUGCAACCAGCAGACGCUGUAGUUUCGGUUUUGAUUGCAGUUGCAAGAAAACAAAAAUGAACAGAAAAGAUGUGGCUAAACGUUUUCCUGUUAAGGUGGAGUUGCAUGUUCAUUUGGAUGGAGCUGUCAGAACACAGACAAUCUUGGAUAUUGGCCAAAAACGUGGCAUCAAGCUUCCUGCGAGCACUGUAGAUGGACUGAACAAGGAAAUUGUCAUUAGUUAUGGCGCAUCCCUGGAUACCCUGCUGGCAAGUUUUCACAUCUUCGCACCAGUUUUUGCUGGUGACAGAGAUGCAGUCUACACAAUGGCGUAUGAGUUCUGUGAGGACUGCGCACGGCAAGGUAUAGUGUACGCCGAGGUUCGGUAUUCUCCGCAUCUCCUCGCUAACACGUUCGACAAGCCGGCUUAUGCAAGGGAAAGUGGAAGCUUUUCGCCGCGAGACGUUGUGUGUACUGUUAACGAGGCCCUGGAGAAAGGCUCGAGGGAUUUUAACAUCACCGUGAAAUCCAUUUUGGCCUGCAUUAGAUCCAGCUCAGAAUGGUCUAAAGAGGUGGCUAGCCUGUGUAAGGAAUUUCGGAACAGCGGUGUGGUCGGUAUUGACAUCGCAAUGUCCGAGUUUCUAAGCGACCAACAUCCAGAUGAGUGUCCACAUAGACAGGCUUUCCUCACUGCAAAGAACGACGGCAUACAUCGGACAACACACGCGGGGGAGGUCGGCGAACCGGCCAAUGUGUACGAGGCGCUGGAUGAUUACUAUGCUGAAAGAAUUGGACAUGGCUACCGCAGUAUUCUAGAUGCCAAAUUGUAUGAGAGAAUAAAACGGGAGGGCAUCCAUUUUGAGACGUGUCCCAUAUCCAGUCUGAAGACGGCUGGAGCAUCAAGUAGAACUGACCAUCCGAUUCUCAGGUUCGCCACUGAUGGCGCUAACUUCUCCAUCAACACAGACGACCCAACCGUCCUGGGUAAUGACCUGACAGAUGACUACCUCAUGGCUCUCGAGUUCGGAUUGACGGAAAAACAAAUACAGACAUCGAUUUUUAAUGCUGCAUGGUCGAGCUUUGCUUCCGACAAGGAGAAGCAAGAGAUAAUAAAGAAACUGGUCGAAGUGUAUGGUGAAAACUAACACAGCGGAGACGCCAGAACUAUGCAGGACAAUAAUUUACAAUGUACAUGUACAUGUAUACUAGCUGCAUCGUAAUUGGAAAAAAAAGAACAUUAUUCAGUUGACUAAAAAUAUGCAACACAAUUAACAAUAGCAGUACUGUGAUAAAAAAGGAAAGAAGAUUAUUUAGUUCAGACUGAAAAGAUUAUUCAGUUAAGACUAAAAUAUAUAACACAAUUAACAAUAACUGCACGUUGAUUUAAAAAAAGGAAAGAUUAUUCAGUUAAGACUAAUUUAUACAAUACAAUUAACAAUAGCUGCACUGUGAUUUUAAACAAGAAAAUAUUAUUUAGUUAAGAUUGAAAAGAUUAUUCAGUUAAGACUUAAAUAUUCAACACAAUUAACAAUAUAACUACAAUGCAAUUUUAAAAAAAGAUCAUUUAGUUAAGACUGAAAGGAUUAUUCAGUAAUUAAGACUAAAAUGUAAACACAAUUAACAAUAGAAUGUAGCUGCACUUUGAUUUUAAAAAAGAAAAGAUUAUUCAUUUAAGACUAGAAAUAUACAACACAAUUAAUAACAGCUGCACUUUGAUUUUAAAAAGGUUUAAAACUCCAGAAAACUACGAAUUAUAGAAAACAAUUAGUAAUAGAUUACUGCACAUUGGUUUUUUCAAAAGAAUUAAAUAGAAGACUAUAGACUAUAAACAGAGGCAGAUCUAAAGGGGGGGGGGGGGGGCAGGGGCCCGGUCCCCCACUAAAUUUUGCGAGUUAUAAUUUUAUUAUAUAUUAAUUUAAAAACAUUUUAUGAUCCCCAUCCAAACCUCCCCCAAAGUUCCCUUGUCAUUUCGCCUGUCAUUGGGCUCCCCCCCCCCCCCCCCAAAUGGAUUUUCUGGAUCUGCCACUGAUAGAGAACAAUUAAUAAUUGCACUGCUGUGAGUUAAUUUUUAAAAGGAUUAAAGAGAAGACUUAGAAUUAUACAUUGUACAUAACAAUAGCUGAACAAGAAUUAUACAUAUCAGUUAAUAGUACAUGUACAUGUAGAUGCAUUGUGAUUGAAAAAAAAGAAGAUUAAUGGUUUAUUCCGAUGAAUACAACAAUAGGUGCAUGACUCUUGUACUUUAAAUCCAUUUUAUCUGUAUAUAUGUAAUUGUAAUCAAUUAUGUAAUUAGAAGUUAACAGUUGGGUGCAAACUGAUCAUAACUGAUGAUCAAUGAUGAAAUUUUACUUUUAACUACAACACCAUGACAUUCAAAAAAGAUAUUAUACACGGGGAAUAACUGGUUACUGUCUUAAGAUAUCGGGUUUAUCCUACAUUCGCCAUUCGACCUGAGCAGGAUAAAGCCGAUAUCUUAAGACAGUAACCUAUUAUUUCUUUUAUUCUGCAAUUCUACAGGAAUAGUCAAAAAAUCAUUAUUUAUUCCAUUUUUGUGUACGCAAAUCGAGUAUUACACACAAGAUACAUGACGUCUUUUUUGUUUGUUAAGAUGCUAGCUACAUUCUGUCACAUUCAAAAAUACAAGUUUUAUAUUGUUAUCACAAAACUUAAAUAUAUUCUUAUUUACUGUACUAAAACAAAUAAUUUAAAGAGUGUUCAUUAAAAAUCUAGUCUGAAAUACUCGAGUCGAGUCGAUCGGGCCUAUGUCACAUGACCUAUAUUUUUUUGUCAUUGACAAAAGAAUUGGGCACAAGUUUGACAACUUACGAGGCCCUCUUCUAUAUUCAUACAAUAUACUUGGCAACCUAUAUUACAUACAUGUAGCUGUAAAUAUAAACUACAUGUAUACAUUCAAGGAUAACCAGUGCAAGGAAAUGUAUUAUAUACAAAAGAAUGUGAAUAAAACAAAAUGAUGCAAAAAUUACACAAAUAGUACAUCAUGUGCAGUUAAACUCGCAAUCACAUUUACAAAUAAUCCUUAUGGUAAUUUAAAUAAUACUGUAUUAAUCAAAAUGAUGAGUUUUUUAAUAUAUAUUUGAACAUAAGUAAAUAUUUCUUUAUUAUUAGCAUUGUUUAAUGUGCUUCGACCAUAUACACGUAACAGUACAUGUAAUUAUAAAUCUAUUGGUUGAAAAUGGUGUAAGGAAUUACAUAGAAUCUGUCUCUGUUGUUCAUAUUUUUUACAUUGAAAGAAAAAAAUUAAUAUUGUUUUCUAAUCUGUAUCCAUUUACACGAAGGGUCUGUGGUAAGUCCACAUCUGUAAAAAUCGGCGUUUAAAGGGCUACAUCCAUGUCGCAAUCUUGUAUACAUGUAAUAUAUUUUUUGUUCUUUUUCCAUGAGGAAAAUAAUAUGGAACUUUAUUUGCCAUAUGGAACUUUAUUUGCCACAUUCAACAGCCGAAUGGCUACAAAAUCUUCCAAAGUACACAGUUCUAGUUCCGGUCAAUUGACGUCAAAUUCUUUCUUUCACGUGAGCGGUGCCCAGGUAUGCUCUAACAUACAUCUCAGAGAUCCUAAUUUUCCACUCACCGUCCCAAACCCUCUUCACCCUGUGUUUUCUCAUGUCCAGCAGUCCAUAAUCAUUUCUCAGCCCAACGGGGGCAAGACGUAGCCCAGUGGUAGAGUGCUCGCUUGAUGCACGGUCCGUUUGGGAUCGAUCCCCGUCAGUGGGCCCAUUGGGCUAUUUCUCACUCCAGCCAGUGCACCACGACUGGUACAUUAAAGGCUGUGGUAUGUGCUAUCCUAUGUAUGGGAUGGUGCAUAUAAAAGAUCCCUUGCUGUUAAUCGAAAAGAUUAGCUCAUUAAGUGUCGACAGUCGGUUUCCUCCCUCAAUGUCUGUGUGGUCCAUAACCAUGUGUCCGACGCCAUAUAACCGUAAAUAAAAUGUGUUGAGUGCAUCGUUAAAUAAACCAUUUCCUUCCUUCCUUCCUUCUCAGCAGAACGUAUUUCUGUUGGCUUGCUAUUUAUAUAUAAAAAGAACCAACUAAAACAGCAGGCCAUAUUUUACUUCUUGUUCGAACCUUAUGACAACUAGAAUAAAAUAGAAAUGUUUUAUUUAACGAUGCACUCAACACAUUAUUUACAGUUGUUAGGCGUCAGACAUAUGGUUAAGGACCACACAGAUAUUGAGAGGAAACCCGCUGUCGCCACUUCAUGGGAUACUCUUUUCGAUUAGCAGCAAGGGAUCUUUUAUAUGCACCGUCCCACAGACAGGGUAGUACAUACCACAACCUUUGAUAUACCAGUCGUGGUGUUGUAAUAACUAAGUCUUGUAUUCACAAAAUCAGGUUUGCCAAUCUCAGGUCACGUAUAUGAAAAUUAAAAUCAAUUAUCGUAUGCACUAGUAUUCAGUUUUUCUAUUUACUACAUUUUGCUAUACACUAGAUCAAUAUCAUAUUGUUGUGCACUGAAUCAUAUAUUAUAUAUUUUGUAAACCAAAGAAAUUCUGUUAUCUGUCAAUUUUAAGCAUGUUCUUAUUAUAUUAAAUAAAUAUUUUAAAAACAAAA